GGACUCUCAUCCUCCUCUCCGUCUUUGACCUCCCCGAAUCUGUACUGAUAUCGUUGUACAGAGGCUCGGCUUCUCGUUGAAAUAAUCUAUCAUAUUCACAUCCUUACGGCCAAUCAAUCAUGUCUACAUCCGCCCGCCGCCGUCUCAUGCGGGACUUCAAGCGCAUGCAAACUGAUCCCCCAGCUGGCGUCUCUGCAUCCCCGGUGGCCGAUAAUGUGAUGACAUGGAAUGCCGUCAUCAUUGGCCCCGCCGACACCCCCUUCGAGGAUGGCACAUUCCGCUUGGUCAUGAACUUCGAGGAACAGUAUCCCAACAAGCCCCCUGGUGUUAAAUUCAUCAGCCAGAUGUUCCAUCCCAAUGUGUAUGGAACUGGUGAGCUCUGUCUGGAUAUUCUACAGAACCGCUGGAGUCCAACCUAUGACGUUGCUGCCAUCCUAACUAGUAUCCAAAGUCUUUUGAAUGAUCCCAACACUUCAUCUCCAGCCAACGUCGAGGCUUCGAACCUGUACAAAGACAACCGCAAAGAAUACACGAAGCGCGUGCGUGAGACUGUUGAGAAAAGCUGGGAUGAUUGAAAGGCUCAUGGGCCAAAAUGAGGCCGGUUAAUAUCCAGGGAUAUAGCACAACGGCUUGACCGUUUGAUCUGCACAGCGUGGGGUUUGGCGCUUGGUCUCCUUUACUCUUUUUCACUUCAUGUUCUCAUAGUUCGAGUCUCCCGGGCUCGAGGCCCAUGGUUGCGAGUAUAGUUUCAUAGUUGCAUUAGUGCAUUAGCCUGCUUUUCCUGCAACCCUCCAGAACUCACGCACAAGUCCCAAGGUUGUUGCAUGUCUAUAGAUAUUAAGCUUAUGCAUCCCGAGUCCGGGGCGGUCGGCCAAGAAAUCCCGA
Messenger RNA from Penicillium canescens, 885 nucleotides. RefSeq names its product E2 ubiquitin-conjugating protein RAD6 (gene ubc2). Gene Ontology annotation, cellular component: HULC complex. Gene Ontology annotation, molecular function: ubiquitin conjugating enzyme activity. Bases 120 to 575 code for a protein of 151 amino acids. The record is from RefSeq and is a predicted model, not a curated record. The transcript has 4 exons. Gene Ontology annotation, biological process: proteasome-mediated ubiquitin-dependent protein catabolic process; DNA repair; protein polyubiquitination. Lineage: Eukaryota; Fungi; Ascomycota; Eurotiomycetes; Eurotiales; Aspergillaceae.